This is a messenger RNA of Paramecium tetraurelia, 630 nucleotides long. RefSeq lists its product as uncharacterized. NCBI's taxonomy places the organism in Eukaryota, Ciliophora, Oligohymenophorea, Peniculida, Parameciidae. The transcript is spliced from 2 exons. The record is from RefSeq and is a predicted model, not a curated record.
AUGGAUUUUUUAACUCGAUUCAAGGGCAGGACAUAAACUAUGAAUAAAGAAGGGAUAAGUGGAAUUAUUAAAUCAAGUGGCAAUCCUAUCGAAAAGCUACAUGCCUUUUAGAGUUGUAGCUAAUUGCUAGCUACAACUGCAAGUCAUACAAUUUCUGAUACUGAGAAACAGUCCCCCUAUUCUAAUGAUUUUACACCAAAGAGCAAGGAUCCAAAGAUAAUAACAAAUAUCAGCUCAUUUCACCAUAGAAAGUCUUCUUUAGCAUCUCCUCCAACUCCAAACUCUAAUCUCAAUAUGUCAAAAUCAUAAAUAGAUCUUAAUAACAACUAAAUGCAGACCUUAUCAAAGACAGGAUCAACAAAUUUUAAUCUAAAUGAUUACUAAUUGAUCAUCAUCCCAAAAGAGGCGCUAUGUCAAUAUAAAAUGGAAAAUACUGAAUAUCAUUUCUAAAACAAAGAACCACUGCAAUAGAUAUAACAAAGAUAUUAUUGCUCAAAAUCUCAAUCGGUUGAUCAAUAAAAAGUCAAUCCUCUCAUAAAAUCUUAAAUACUGAGUCAGGGUUCCUAUUCAAAACAGAACGAGAGGAAAAAAAGUAUGAUACAGGCAGGUUUGAACACAAUUCAAUACUGA